Messenger RNA from Etheostoma spectabile (orangethroat darter), 1759 nucleotides. Its product is annotated as glycine--tRNA ligase. Gene Ontology annotation, cellular component: mitochondrion; cytoplasm. The record is from RefSeq and is a predicted model, not a curated record. The transcript is spliced from 12 exons. Bases 129 to 1592 code for a protein of 487 amino acids. Gene Ontology annotation, molecular function: glycine-tRNA ligase activity; ATP binding. Gene Ontology annotation, biological process: mitochondrial glycyl-tRNA aminoacylation. Lineage: Eukaryota; Metazoa; Chordata; Actinopteri; Perciformes; Percidae.
CAGAAUAUGCACCUCCCCUUGCUUCCCUGGGCAGCUUAAGGGAGCCUGAAGAGAAAAGUGAAAACAGUCCAGAGUCCGGGCGGAUCCACAGCUGGCUGCAGGAGGAGAGCUUUAAGUUACGUGUCAAUAUGGAAGAAGUACUGGCGCCUUUCCGGGAGGCUGUGAGGGAGCAGGGUGACUUGGUGCAUCAGUUGAAGGAAAAGGGCGCCACCGAGCAGGAGCUGAGCAGAGCUGUUGCAGAGCUGAAAGCCCCGAAGAAGAUUCUUGAAGCAAAGGAGCUAGCUUUUCAGCCCAAAGAUGACACGGUGGACAGAGUGAAGCUGGAGGAUACCUUAAAGAGGAGAUUCUUCUUUGAUCAGGCUUUUGCCAUAUAUGGGGGUGUGAGCGGCCUGUAUGAUCUCGGCCCUGUGGGCUGUGCCCUGAAGAACAACAUCCUGCAGGCCUGGAGGCAGCACUUGAUCCAGGAGGAGCAGAUCCUGGAGAUCGACUGCACCAUGCUGACCCCUGAGCCUGUCCUCAAGACGUCGGGGCAUGUGGAUGAAUUUGCCGACUACAUGGUGAAAGAUGCCAAGACUGGAGAGUGCCACCGUGCUGAUCAUCUCCUCAAAGGUCACUUGAAAAAAAUGUUGUCUGACGAGAAAUGCUCUGCAGAGAAGGUGACCGAGAUGGAGAACGUAAUCACUCAGAUGGACAACUACACCCAGCAAGAGCUGACUGAUCUCUUUGUGAAGUACAACGUCAAAUCACCUUCCACAGGAAAUGACCUCACACCUCCCAUCUCCUUCAACCUGAUGUUUAAGACGUCCGUUGGUCCAGGGGGGAACAUGCCGGGCUAUCUGAGGCCUGAAACAGCCCAGGGAAUGUUCCACAACUUCAAACGCUUGCUGAAGUUUAACCAGGGAAGACUUCCUUUUGGUGCCGCUCAGAUCGGUAACUCCUUCCGGAAUGAGCUCUCUCCUCGCUCUGGACUCAUUUGCGUCAGGGAGUUCACCAUGGCUGAGAUCGAGCACUUUGUGGACCCAAAUGACAAGAUCCACCCAAAAUUCUCCAGCGUGGCCGACCUGGACAUCAUGUUGUUCUCCUCUAAGGCUCAGACCAGGGGCCAGUCUGCCCAUAUCAUGAGGCUGGGGGACGCUGUGCAACAGGGAGUGAUCAACAAUUCAGUGCUGGGUUACUUCAUUGGAAGAAUCUACCUUUAUCUGAUUCAAGUGGGGCUGUCCAAAGAAAACGUGUGCUUCCGUCAGCACAUGGAGAACGAGGUGGCCCACUACGCGUGCGACUGCUGGGACGCAGAGUCCAAGACCUCCUAUGGCUGGAUUGAGAUAGUGGGAUGUGUUGACCGUUCCUGCUAUGAUCUCUCGUGCCACUCCAGAGCCACCAAGGUCCCUCUAGUGGCUGAAAAGCCCCUGAAAGAACCCAAAGUAGUUAAUGUUGUCCAGUUUGAGCCCAAUAAGGGAGACAUAGGAACAGCCUACAAAAAAGAUGCCAAGUUGGUACUGGAGUACUUGCAUGUGACGACUGCUACAUCAGUGAUCAGGAGAAGCUUCUCAAUGAAAAUGUGUAAUUUCUGCUUGCAGGGAGAAAGGUUUUAGGUUUUUUCUUUUAGGUUUAUUCAUAAAUAUGUUGUGUGUGUAGUUCAGCUCAUGAAAAAUGGGGGGUAAAAACAAAAGUGUUGCGUUCAUAAUUUUGUGUUUAUAUAUAUAUAUAUAUACGGCCACUUUAUUAGGUACCCCAUGCUAGUAACGGGUUGGACCCCCUU